Messenger RNA from Phyllostomus discolor (pale spear-nosed bat), 3896 nucleotides. It is a transcript of the gene TRMT11, whose product is annotated as tRNA methyltransferase 11 homolog. Bases 498 to 1844 code for a protein of 448 amino acids. Gene Ontology annotation, biological process: methylation. The record is from RefSeq and is a predicted model, not a curated record. The transcript has 13 exons. Gene Ontology annotation, molecular function: nucleic acid binding. NCBI's taxonomy places the organism in Eukaryota, Metazoa, Chordata, Mammalia, Chiroptera, Phyllostomidae. Gene Ontology annotation, cellular component: cytoplasm.
CGAUGCUUUUGGUGAUAGGGUUAUCAAUCACUAUAUACCCUUUUAGCAUUUCCUUGGUCUCUAACCCACCUUGGCCGCUCUUCUCAAAUAGUAAAUAACUACCUGUCCAUAUGUCCUGGAGUAGCGGUCCCCACCCUUUUCGGCACCCAAUUUCGUGGAAGACACUUUUUCCAGGGACUGAGGAGAGGGAAGAGAGACGGGAGGCCGACGUGAGGCGGUAGUGCGAGCACUAUCUUAUCGUAAGCAGCUCCUAAAGACAAUGUGGCCGCUCCCACUGACUACUCCUACUUGGCGACCUCAACCAGAAAGCGCUGAGCAGCAGCGGCAGCCCCUUCGGAAGCCGCAGCACCCUAAUUCGAGUACUGUGAGGAGCCCCGGAACGGGGAAGACCGCCCGGCCUCCCGAGCUUCCGUUUCCGGCCCUUCAAGCUCCGCCUCAGCGGAAACGACUCUGUCGCGGGAGAGGGAGUUGGGGGCGGGACGACGUAUCGGCCACGCAUGCGCAUCUUGGCAGUUGCAAUGGCGCUGCCGUGUUCCCUGAACAGGUAUCUGCUGCUCUUGGCACAGGAGCACCUGGAAUUCCGCCUACCGGAAAUAAAAUCUUUGCUUUCACUCUUUGGAGGUCAGUUCACCAAUAGUCAGGAAACUUAUGGAAAGUCUCCUUUUUGGAUUCUUAGUAUUCCCUCUGAAGAUAUUGCCAGAAACUUAAUGAAACGGACAGUGUGUGCCAAGUCCAUAUUUGAACUAUGGGGUCAUGGAAAAUCUCCAGAAGAGCUGUAUAGUUCUCUUAAAAACUACCCUGUGGAGAAGAUGGUUCCAUUUCUACAUUCAGGUUCUACAUAUAAAAUAAAGAUUCACACAUUUAAUAAAACAUUGACACAAGAAGAAAAAGUGAAACGAAUAGAUGCUCUUGAGUUCCUGCCAUUUGAAGGAAAAGUGAAUUUAAAGAAUCCGCAGCAUAUCUUCUCCGUUUUGGAGGAUUACGGUUUGGACCCAAACUGCAUUCCUGAGAAUCCACAUAAUAUUUAUUUUGGGAGAUGGAUUGCAGAUGGACAAAGAGAACUUAUUGAGUCAUACAGUGUCAAAAAGAGACACUUUAUUGGAAAUACAAGCAUGGAUGCUGGUUUAUCAUUCAUCAUGGCCAACCAUGGGAAAGUGAAAGAAAAUGAUAUUGUCUUUGAUCCAUUUGUUGGAACAGGUGGCCUUCUGGUGGCAUCUGCUCAUUUUGGUGCGUAUGUGUGUGGGACAGACAUAGACUACAACACGGUCCAUGGCUUGGGAAAGGCUAGUAGGAAAAACCAGAAAUGGAGAGGACCGGAUGAAAACAUUAGGGCCAAUCUUCGUCAGUAUGGUUUAGAGAAGUAUUACCUUGAUGUCCUGGUUUCAGAUGCAUCUAAACCUUCUUGGAGGAAGGGCACAUAUUUUGAUGCAAUUAUCACUGAUCCUCCGUAUGGGAUCAGAGAAUCUACCAGAAGAACAGGUUCACAGAAGGAAACACCAAAGGGGAUAGAAAAGUGUCCAGAAAGCCACGUUCCUGUUUCCUUGAGUUACCAUCUGAGUGAUAUGUUUUUUGACCUGUUAAACUUUGCAGCUGAGACCCUCAUAUUAGGUGGAAGACUAGUCUAUUGGUUACCAGUGUACACACCAGAAUACACUGAGGACAUGGUGCCCUGGCAUCCUUGCCUGAAGCUUAUUAGCAACUGUGAACAGAAGCUUUCCAGUCACACAUCAAGGCGCUUGAUAACAAUGGAAAAGGUGAAGAAAUUUGAGGCCACAAUAAAUUGGACUGUAAGAGAAGAAAAUAAAAUGCCGUUGAGAGCACCUUUGUGGAGUCGAUGGGCCUGAAGUUGGGGAAGGAGGUGUGGGAGAAGUAGGCAAGUGAGUGUCAUUUAUGGCCACAUUAUGCCCUCAGCUCCCGUCAGGUCUUUGCCACCCAAAGCAAUGGCCAUCCUCAUCGCCAUACACCAGAGUCUGGAGCGUGGUAGUUUUCCACUCUAAGUAGAAGCUGGUUAUCAUCAAUCAUUGUGUGCAGCCCUGUUCCCUCUGUGGGGCUGCUUUUGGAUGCUGAUAAAUCUUCCUAAUUAGCUGUAAAAAUGAUGAAAAGUAGAUGUUAUGUUUUAAUCAUAAGCCACUUGGGCCAUUGGCAUUCAUGGGAUAGCUUGAAUUCCUAUUUUCCUUUACUAAAUUGCUUUGAGCUGAUGGCAUUUUUACUACUAAAAAUGUAAGUCCACAGAGCUCAGAGCUGCAAUAGCUAUGAAUUGUUUUCAGUAACUCAAUCAUAGAAAAGCAAAGUAAAAAAAAAUUGACACAUUGUUCAUGGUUUCUUUUCCCAUGUGUUGGUGGGAUGUUAGAGAUAUCUGAGAUCUUUGCAGAUAAUUCAAUGCAGGCCUGGUUCUAAGAAUAAAAGCUGGCAUAGUGAUCGGUGUGGGAGAUAUUUUUUUUUUUUGUCAGAAGCUAAAAUGAACUCUUUGAAAAGCCAGGGAAAAGAAUAUGGGAUUAUCAUAUAAUUGGCCUUUGGGGUUAAGAUGUAGCAUCAGAAUAGGUUCAGAACAUAAUGGCCACAGCUAGAAAAGUGAAGUCUCAGCUAAGGUUUUCUGCACGUGAGGGCAUCUCAGCACUCCUAAACUUCAGCAUGUGUGAGAACCAUUAGCGAGGGUUUCCAUGACACAGAUUGCAGGGCCCCAGGCUAGAGUUUCUGACUCAGUAGGUCUUAGAUGGACCCUGAAAUUUGCACUGCCAACACGUUCUAAGGUGAUACUGAUGCCGCUGGGGCAGGUACCAAACUUGGAGAGUCUGACUUCCAGUUCUAGCUCUGUGCUGACCAGCUGUGUGGCCUGAAUACUUUUCAGCUGUGUGAUAUACCUAAUAGCAUCUGCUAUUUAUUUCAUCGUUCUCAUUGGAGUGGGAUCUGCUUUGCUUACAACAUAGAUGAAGAUUUUCUAUUUCUAGGGACCUCUGAACAUGAACCAAUGCUGCCUAUCAUAUCAAAAUAUAUUGUUGACCUAUCCCCAGGGAAAUACGGUUCCUAAGUGGCGUUUUCAUGACGGUGACAGGCCCGAGUGCAGCUGGGCUAAGGGUCCACUCCACAGUCAGGAAUCAACAGGAAGCUCGCUGGAUCCCACAGGGUUGGGGCCCUGUUUCAUUCUUAUUAGUCACAUGCUAACUGCUGAGCCCAGUAUCCCACCCUGCGGGUCACAGCUGCCUUCUGGCUGGGCCUCUUGGAGUUCCUGCGAGUCCUUGCAGGAGUAGCAGCUUCCCAGAAUGAAUGUGUGGGCAUCAGGGCUUUCUAACCAAGGAUUCAUGCAAUAUCUUGUGAACUUUGCUUUUGAGAGAUAAGGCACAACCGGCUUGGUUGUAAAAUCACAGCUUUUGAAAGGAUGCCAUGGGUCCGUAUGGAGGCCUGGACAUUUCAUGGCUGGAUCCACUGAGUUAAACCUGCCAAACUUCCUUGCUCUCCUUGCCUCUGUGCCUGCGCUCUCUGCCUGGAAGGCCCCUACUCUGCAUUUUUACCCCGUUUAUUGUCCCUGAGGAUGAAGUCUAGGCAUCUUUUCCUCUGGAAGGCCUUUUCCAUGCUCCUGCUGCACGACUCCUGUGCUUGUGGCCUGCCUAGCACUAGUAUUUACGACACUGGAAUUGCCCAUCAUUGUGUGCUUUGUUGGGCUGCAGGCUCUUCAGGCACAGGGCAUGGGCUUCAUUCUUUCCUAUAGGAGCACAUAUUUGUUGCAUGAAUAAAUGAUAUCUAAAUUUAUUCUCAUCAGAGGAGACUGUGGGAUGGUGUUGGGAACAUAUAGGCUGAAAAAUGGGUAGGAAAUAGGUCUACAGUAGGUAUACGUGAAACACAGUUUACUCUUGUAUUAUUAUCUAUUAAUUCUUGUAUUAUUUUCCAUAUGAACAACU